AUGGAUAUUCAGAGUGACGAGAUGUUCAGAUUACUCAAAGUUAGAAUCAAUGAAUGGUCUUAAGCAGCUAAAUUAGCUCAAACAGUUGUUGCCCAACCAGGAGCUGCCUCAGUUUCAUCGAAAGUAAAGGCAAAGCCAGCUCACAAAUAGCAAGAAGAGAAGAAAGAAGUUCCAACUUUUAUUGAUGCCACUCCACUAGGUGAGAAGAAAAAUAUGACUCUACCAAUGGCAUCAGAGUAUCAACCUAAAUAAGUUGAAGCUGCCUGGUAUGCAUGGUGGGAAAAGCAAAAGUUCUUCCAUGCUGAUGCCCAGAAAGUUUUAAAUGAUCCAAGCGUGAAGAAAUUCAUCAUGGUUAUCCCACCACCAAAUGUCACUGGUGCUCUUCAUUUAGGACAUGCGCUCAUGCUUGCUAUUGAAGAUUGCAUCACCAGAUGGAAGAGAAUGUCUGGCUAUGUCACACUCUGGCUUCCAGGUGUUGAUCAUGCCGGUAUUGCUACACAAUCAGUUGUUGAGAAGCAACUUUGGAAAAAAGAGAAGAAGACUAGACACGAUCUCGGCAGAGAGAAGUUUGUUGAGUCUGUUUGGUAAUGGAAGGACGAGUAUGGUGGAAGAAUUAACAACCAAUUUAGAAGAUAUGGUAUCUCUGUUGAUUGGGAUAGAUUCGCUUUCACUCUUGAUGAAACAAGAUCAAAGGCUGUAAUUGAAGCCUUCGUUAGAAUGCAUGAGAAAGGUAUUGUCUACAGAACUACUAGACUAGUUAACUGGAGUUGUGCUUUGAAAACUGCUCUGUCAGACUUAGAAGUUGAGUAUCUUGAUCUCAAAGAACCAACAUUUAUUAAGGUUCCUGGUCAUGAUCCAAAUAAUAAAUAUGAAUUCGGUACUCUUACUGAGUUUGCUUACAAAAUCAAGGGAACUGAUAGAGAAAUAGUCGUUGCUACUACUAGAUUGGAGACAAUGCUAGGUGAUGUUGCUGUUGCCGUUCACCCAGAAGAUCCAAGAUACAAGGACUUAAUUGGUUUGGAACUUGAACAUCCUUUCAUUCAGGAUAGAGUAUUGAAAGUAAUUGCAGAUCCAAUUCUUGUUGAUAUGAACUAUGGUACAGGAGCAGUCAAGAUUACCCCUGCUCACGAUCAUAAUGAUUAUGCUUGCGGUAAGAGAAACGGUCUUGCUAACAUUAAUGUCUUCGAUGAAGAUGGUAGAAUCAACUAAAAUGGUGGUAAAUAUGCUGGCUUAAUGAGAUUCGAUUGCAGAAACUAAAUCUUCAAGGAUAUGACAGAAAUGGGAUUAAUCAAGGGAAAAAGACCAAAUGAAAUGAGACUUGGUAUUUGCUCCAAGAGUAAUGAUAUUAUCGAGCCUUACCUUAAGCCAUAAUGGUAUGUCGACUGUAAAGAUCUCGCCAAGAGAUCUUGUGAUGCUGUUAGAAGCAAAGAGCUCCUUAUUGUUCCAGAUCAAUAUGAAAAAGUUUGGUUCGACUGGCUUGAGAAAAUUCAAGAUUGGUGUGUGAGUAGAUAGCUAUGGUGGGGACACAGAAUUCCUGCUUAUCUUGUAACAAUCCCAGGUGUCAUUGAUCACCCAGAUACAUAAAACGAGGAUCAUUACGUUGUUGGUAGAAACGAAGAGGAAGCUAGAUAAAAGGCUGCUCAAAAGUUCAAUGUCUCACCAGAUCAAGUGAAGCUUGUUUAAGAUGAGGAUGUACUUGACACAUGGUUCUCAUCUGGACUUUUCCCCUUCUCAACACUGGGAUGGCCUGAUAAUGAAAGUGCAGAUCUCAAAUCAUUCUUCCCAGGAGAUCUUCUUGAAACUGGCGGUGAUAUCAUCUUCUUCUGGGUAGCCAGAAUGGUCAUGAUGAGUUUGUGUCUAACUGACUAACUUCCUUUUAAAACUGUUUUCUUGCAUCCAAUGGUUAGAGACGAAAAAGGUAAAAAAAUGUCCAAAUCAAAGGGAAAUGUUAUUGAUCCACUUGAGGUGAUGGACAGCUGUACCCUCCAAGCAUUGUUAGCCAAGCUAUAUGAAUCAAACCUCGCUGAAAGUGAAAUCAAAGAGGCUGAAUAAGAAAAGAAGAAGAAAUUCCCAUAGGGUAUUCCAGAGUGCGGUACUGAUGCUCUCAGAUUUGGUCUUCUCUCCUAUAUGAUCCAAGGAAGUAUUAACCUUGAUGUCCAAAGAGUUGUUGGAUAUAGACAAUUCUGCAAUAAACUUUGGAAUAUCGUUAAGUUUGCUCUAUCAAAUUUACCAGAAGGAUUUGUUCCAGAAGUAAAUGGACCAGAUGGAUUAAAGCUAUCUUUAGCAGAUAAAUGGAUUCUCACUAGACUUAGCAAGACUAUCGACAGUACAAACUAAUUAAUGGAAAAUUACAAGCUUGGAGAAAUGGUCAUGGGAUUAUAUGAUCUAUGGCUUAAGGAACUUGCUGAUGUUUACAUCGAAGCCAUAAAGCCAGUGAUGAAGGGAACUGAUGAGGAAGCUAAGAAAGCUGCAAGAAACACAUUGUUUAGAUGCCUUGAUUAUGGACUUAGACUUCUCCACCCAACUAUGCCAUAUUUGACUGAGGAGCUCUUCCAAAGAUUACCUCAUAGAAAUGAUAGCCAACCAGACUCUAUUUGUAUUGCAGCCUUCCCACAGAAUUAAUAAUCAUUCGAAAGUGAGCAAGUUGAGGAUAAAGUUAGAGAUCUUUUGAAUUCAGUAAAGGCAUUUAGAUCUCAGCUCUCAGCUUUAAAUGUUGCCAAGAAUGCUAACCCCCACAUUGUCUUGAGAUGCAGAACUGAAGAAUUGAAGUAAGUAUUUAUUCCAGAGGCAGCAAUCAUUUAAUCUCUGGUUAAGAGUGGUUAAGUUGAUAUUCUCGGACCAAGUGAUUAGGACCCAGCUGGAUGCCUUAAAAAUCAUUUGAAUGAAGACUAUCAAACUUUAAUUAAAGUCGUUGGAUUAAUUGAUGUCAAGUUGGAGAUUGAGAGAAUAAAAAAGAGACAAAAUGAGCUUACAAAGCUUAUGGAUGGACUUAAGAAGAAGAUGAACGUUCCAGGUUACGAGCAAAAGGUGCCAGAAGCUGUAAGGAAUGAAAAUCAGGAUAAAUUCAACGGAUAUCAAAGAGAGUUUACUGAGAAUGAAAAGUCACAAAGUGAUCUUGCUCAAUUCCUAUGA
This is a messenger RNA of Stylonychia lemnae, 3132 nucleotides long. The record is from the annotation of a GenBank genome assembly. NCBI's taxonomy places the organism in Eukaryota, Ciliophora, Spirotrichea, Sporadotrichida, Oxytrichidae.